CGAUUAGAUCACCACAGAAACACUAUGGGACUUGUUAUUUCUCACAUUUUUUCAGGGUUAUUCACCCAACAGGAGACAAGACUACUGAUGGUUGGACUCGACGGUGCGGGAAAGACAACGAUCCUCUACAAGCUAAAGCUCGGCGAGAUCGUCACGACCGUUCCUACAAUAGGAUUCAACGUAGAGACGGUUGCGUACAAGAAACUCCAGUUCACCGUGUGGGACGUAGGAGGUCAGCAAAAGAUUCGUCUUCUCUGGAAGUACUACUUUAAUAAUGCAGAGAGCAUCAUUUUUGUAGUCGAUUCCAGCGAUCGCGAUCGCAUUCCAGAAGCGAAAGAGGAACUUCACGCGCUGAUGAAUGACGAACAAUUAAAAGACUCGCUGUUGCUUGUGUUUGCGAAUAAGCAGGACAUGCCUGGCGCUAUGAGCGCGAGUGAACUCACCGAUAAACUAGAAUUGCGGGUGUUUGGACAGAGAACGUGGUAUAUACAGUCUACUUGCGCAACUUCGGGCGAAGGACUGUACGAAGGCCUAGAAUGGUUGGCAACCAAUCUCAAGAAGCGUCGUUGGUAGAUUAUGCUUCUUAGUUCUAUGUGGUUUGGUAGGACGAGAAAGUAAAUUGGGAUUCGUAGUACGUUCGCAAUAUAGUGAAGUGUUAUCAAGUUUAGUCAUGGAGAGGGCAUUAUUGUCCGCUGCAUGGCCCCCUUAAGGUCUGUGUCAAGGCUGAGUUGGUUUAAUAGUUG
This is a messenger RNA of Suillus subalutaceus, 743 nucleotides long. RefSeq names its product ADP-ribosylation factor family-domain-containing protein. Gene Ontology annotation, biological process: vesicle-mediated transport; intracellular protein transport. The record is from RefSeq and is a predicted model, not a curated record. The coding region runs from base 25 to 573 and encodes 182 amino acids. Gene Ontology annotation, molecular function: GTPase activity; GTP binding. Gene Ontology annotation, cellular component: cytoplasm. The transcript is spliced from 6 exons. Lineage: Eukaryota; Fungi; Basidiomycota; Agaricomycetes; Boletales; Suillaceae.